Molecule: messenger RNA, 1462 nt
Organism: Catharus ustulatus (Swainson's thrush)
Lineage: Eukaryota; Metazoa; Chordata; Aves; Passeriformes; Turdidae
Gene: YIPF3
Product: Yip1 domain family member 3
Exons: 9
Coding region: 52-1077 (341 amino acids)
Cellular component (GO): Golgi apparatus
Source: RefSeq, a predicted model, not a curated record
CAUCCGGCUCCCGCCCAUCCGGGCCAGCGCGGCGGGGCCGGGACGGGAACCAUGGCCGCGCCGGGGGCGGCGGGCGGCGGCAGGAGCGGUGCCCCCGCCGCCGAAUGGGGCGGCUUCGAGGACAACAUGCAGGGUGGCGGCUCCGCCGUCAUCGACAUGGAGAACAUGGACGACACGUCGGGCUCCAGCUUCGAGGACAUGGGGGAGAUGCACCAGCGCAUGAAGGAGGAGGAGGAGGAGGAGGCGGAGGGCGAGGCGGGCGCCGGCGAGGAAGAGGACGGGGAGUUCCUGGGCAUGAAGGGGCUGCGGGGGCAGCUGGGCCGGCAGGUCGCUGACCAGAUGUGGCAGGUGGGGAAGAGACAAGCCUCCAGGGCCUUCAGCCUCUACGCCAACAUCGACAUCCUCCGGCCCUACUUCGAUGUGGAGCCCGUCCAAGUGCGAGCCAGACUGCUGGAGUCCAUGAUUCCUGUGAAGAUGAUUAAUUUCCCACAGAAGAUUGCAGGCGAGCUGUAUGGACCCCUCAUGCUGGUUUUCACACUGGUGGCCAUUCUUUUGCAUGGAAUGAAGACCUCAGACACCAUCAUUAGGGAAGGCACACUGAUGGGCACAGCCAUUGGCACCUGCUUCGGUUACUGGCUGGGCGUCUCAUCCUUCAUGUAUUUCCUGGCAUAUCUGUGCAAUGCCCAAAUCACGAUGGUGCAGAUGCUCUCACUGUUGGGCUACGGUCUUUUUGGACACUGCAUCACUCUCUUUGUCACCUAUAACAUCCACUUCCACUCCCUCUUCUAUAUCUUCUGGUUGGUUGUUGGUGGACUCUCUACACUACGAAUGGUUGCUGUGUUGGUGUCACGCACCGUGGGACAUACCCAGCGGCUCAUCCUGUGUGGGACUCUUGCUGCUCUGCAUAUGCUUUUCCUCCUCUAUCUGCACUUUGCUUAUCACAAGGUGGUAGAAGGUAUCCUGGACACUUUGGAAGGACCCAACAUGCCACCCUUUCAGAGAGUUGCCCGAGACAUUCCAGUUGUUUCCAAUGCUGUAUUGAACACAACAGCCAAAACCAUUGCAUUGACCCUGUAGUUUUACAGACUUGGACUUGCUUCCUUCACUACUUUUGGGGCUGCAUAGGGCCACAGUUACCUGCUGCCUCUUAGGAACAGGACAGAAGAGCAAGAAGACAACUUGGUUUUAUUUUCCCGGACCUGUCUUCUGUGUUAUGGUUUUGGGCAGCUGAGUGGACUCAGCAGAGGUGAGUUGCACCUCAGUGACUCAGAAGAGCUACAUUCUUCCCCCAUCCAGGUCUGGGCUGUCUUGAGUAGAGUGGUUCUGUUGCCUGCAUGUUUAGCUGGGAUUUCCCAGCACAGUUUGUUCCUUAGCCCUCUUUCCGCUUGCUGAUGUAACUCCAGGAGUAUCUGCCCUGUUCCUGUCCUGAAGAGGGAAGAAUUAAAUUUGAUGUUGGUGCUGA